GGCUCCCGUUUUUUCCAUAUCAGAAAAAUUGGUCAGUAUGACAAAGUUGUAUCGUAUCGUGACUGUUUCCAGUGAAUCGGUGAACCCAGGGCUGGGCGAACAUUCAUAUUUUUCCCUUUUUGCCUCUGGGCCCACAUUAUCUUGAGUGCAUACAGAAGCCCUUUCCAAGGCCUCCCCACCCUGCCACUACGAGUUUGACUAUGGAAACUUCAGCGCCGACUCAUUUACGGGAAGACACCAUUAUCGGCUCGCCGGCCAUCCCAGCCAUCACCAACGAACCGAAAAGCAAUCUUCGACGUCAGUUGGACGAUCUUCUUUUUGGCUCCGUGGCGGGUAUGGUGGGUAAAUUUGUCGAGUACCCUUUUGAUACCGUCAAAGUUCGACUCCAGACGCAACCGCUUGAUCGCCCGUAUUACUCAGGGCCUCUCAACUGUGUCAAAGUAACACUUCAACAAGAAGGAUUCAAGAGUCUUUACAGGGGCUUAUCAUCUCCGCUUAUUGGAUCGAUGGUUGAGAAUGCGGCUUUGUUUGUCGGAUAUCGUCAAGUACAACGUUUAAUUCGUAAUUAUUCGGCAACCCCGCAACAAAUCGAUGAAUGGGAAUCCAUGAACCAGGAAGAUUUACCGGCUCUCAGUAUGAACCAAUUGGUCGUUGCCGGUGCAGCAUCAGGAGCGCUGGCGUCUUUCGUUCUCACACCGGUCGAAUUGGUCAAAUGUAAAUUACAGGUACAGAUCGGCACCCCCUCCACUGCAUCAUCCACAUCAGCAGCCACAGCGGGGCAACCCAUUCGAUAUACGGGACCUUUCCAUGUGAUUGCACACACGAUCCGACAACACGGUUUCAGUGGAUUUUAUCGUGGUUACCUGGCUACAUUGAUUCGUGAAACCGGAGGAGGUGCUUUUUGGUUCGGCAUGUAUGAAUAUACUUGUGAUUUUUUCAUGCGUCAACAUCAACGUCGUACGGGUGAAACCAUUACGAAAAAGGAUCUGAGCCCGGGUCAAUUAAUGUUGGGUGGUGCGUUGGGAGGCAUGGCGUACAAUUUCUCCUUUUUCCCUGUGGAUGUGAUCAAGUCGCAAAUGCAAACUGAUGAAGAACUGUUAUCAGCCGGCAAGCGAGCGCGACAGUCAUUCAUGCAAACUGCUCGAAGCAUCUAUGUCGGCGGUGGCAUUCCCGCCUUUUACCGUGGCUGUGGUAUCACAGUGGCUCGCAGUGCGCCCAGCAGCGCCAUCAUCUUCUUAACUUAUGAAUUACUUUCCCGACAUUUUGGUGCAUAGAACAAAGAAUUCCAUUUAUAUCCAUGUCAUAGAACUUGCAACAUUUCUCUUUUUCUUUUUCUGUAUACACUUUUGCAAUCUCUUUCUUUUACACCCAAUUCUUUCUCAUUCUUGUAUUUUUACUAAUCAAAAUCAUUUUUGUGACAAUCUUAAUGAAUGCCAU
Messenger RNA from Radiomyces spectabilis, 1437 nucleotides. Its product is annotated as mitochondrial carrier domain-containing protein. Lineage: Eukaryota; Fungi; Mucoromycota; Mucoromycetes; Mucorales; Radiomycetaceae. The transcript is spliced from 4 exons. Gene Ontology annotation, biological process: mitochondrial L-ornithine transmembrane transport. The record is from RefSeq and is a predicted model, not a curated record. The coding region runs from base 201 to 1274 and encodes 357 amino acids. Gene Ontology annotation, molecular function: L-ornithine transmembrane transporter activity.